This is a messenger RNA of Paramuricea clavata, 12506 nucleotides long. The record is from the annotation of a GenBank genome assembly. Lineage: Eukaryota; Metazoa; Cnidaria; Anthozoa; Malacalcyonacea; Plexauridae.
CAUCAGGUUUUUGGGCAGUGUUGGUUGAAAAUGGAAUGUCACAUCAUUCUUUGGUUGCUCUGUUGUAUGCAUUUAUUAAUUCUUGUAAUAAGGUAAAAGUUAAAGCUAUCUUUUGUAGGAUUUUGGUUAUCUCAUUCAAUAGACAAUUCCAGCUAAAGACUAAAUUUUGAUCUAGGCAAGAAGAACAAAAUCCAUCACCACAGCUAGAAAGAGCAUGUUAAAAUUAGUAAAAUUGCAAAGUUUGACCGCGAAAUGUUGUAAAAUACGGAAAAUAUAGCCCUGUGAAAUUUGCAAAUUUUCUAAUAAUUUCUAUUACGUGCGGGAAAAUGCACCACAUUUGGGCGGAAAGUGGUGCAUUUUCCCAUGCGUAAUACAAUUAACAACCAUUGAUUUUGGUAGAGUGUUGGAUUAGCAAACCAAAGGUUGCGGGUUUGAAUCCCACUGCGGUCAAGCAGAUGCUCGAGAUCUGAGACAACACCACAAAGAUAUACAGGGUAUCCCCCCAAAAAGUGACACUAUAGAAAUGAUCCUAUUGUUAUAAUUUGAAUGCCCUAGCAUUAAGUUGAUCCCACAGGUGCAUAAACUUCUGCUUCUGGAAUUUAAAAUAAAAAAGCAAACCGUUUAUUAGUGUAAUAGUUUUGCUUGACUUGGGCGUUAAAAUAUUUGGACAAAGCGAAAACGUUUUAAAAUGCUUAAAUGUAAAUACAAGUUCAUUAAAUUCCCAGGCGUGUAAUAAACAAUGAGAUAAUUUCUAUAGUGUCACUUUUUUGGGGGACACCCUUUAUAGUAUCUUCACCUGACUGACCUGAGUGUAUAUAACACCAGAAACAAAAAUUCAUGAUUUUAACACAUUGGGCACCAGAGCUCUCCCCUUGUCAAAUAAAAUUGUCUGGCGUUAGACGGAGUAAAAUGAUGAAGUAUUGGGUGCAUUAGCUGGGCUCAAUGCAACUUAAUGGGUUAAAAUCAAAUCUAAAGGCAAUCCUUUCAUGUAAACUGCAGUUUUUGUCAAAUGUUGCAGCGUUUUUAUCCUUUGACAGAAUUCGCCAGUUGGUUUUAAGAUGAAAGCAUCUGUUCUGGCUUCCAAUAUCUACAUUUUGAUCAAUCAAAUUCCAGGUAAUUUAAUUUUGUUAACUUAAGGCAGUUCUCCAGUUCUGUGUGUCUGUAAAAUAUACUGUGUUUCAUAUUAAUGAUAUCUUUAUCUUAUAGGAAGUGGUGCAUACAAAAUCUUUCAUCCUUUACUCUUCCAAAAAGCUGUUGAUAUUUUACAAUGUUGGCCUGGAAAAGGUUAAUGGCAAUGAAAAAUUAACCCAUGUAGCACUAGUACUCUCCCCUUGACAAGUAAAAUUGUCUAGCGUUAGACAGAGUAAGAUGAUAAAGUAUGGAGCACUAAGGUGCAAUGCAACUCAACGGGUUAACUAGAUAGUAGAUACACACUGGCACUCAGUGGUACAGUAUGAUCAUACUGCCCACCCUAGCUCCCCUUCGCAAGUGAAAUUGUCUGGCAUUAGACCUAUCAAGUGAUUCAAUAAAUGCGUUCAUAAUUUAAGCAUUAAUCUUUGAUACAAGAAACAUUGAUGAAGUGUAAUGUACGGAUAUUUGCAACAGCUUAUUUUCCCAUAUUGAAUAUAGAAGAUUUGAAAGGUAAACGCAAGAAAACCAAGAAAACAAACGGUCUUUCAAACCGAAGAAGAAAAACCAGGCGUGUUAAUGGUAAUUUUCCUUACGCACUGACUCGCACUGUUGCAACGACUUUUCUUACUGUAUAUAUGUGUCAGUCUUUGGUGCUUGUAUAUGUUCAGUUAUGUAUAUUUAGUGAUGUUUUGUAGGUCAAAAUGCUGCCAAUGAAACCACCAGUGACGAUGAUUCUGAAGAUGAUGACAGUGAUGAUGAUGGUGUUUCAAGUUCUUUUAAUGAAGAGAAAAUUACUUUGGAAGUCAGAGACAGUAUGGUUAAACUUAUUGUGGUAAGUGGUGGUGGUUGUAAUGAUGGUGGUGAUGGUAGUGGUGGUGAUAGUAAUGGUGGUGGUGGAGGUGGUGGUAAUGAUGGUGAUGAUGAUUACUGCAUGAUGGUGGUGGUAAUGGUGGUAGUGAUGCUAAUGGUUGUAGUGAUUGUGAUAAUGGUGAUGAUAAUGAUGGUAGUGAUGAUGGUCUCAUUGGUGGUGGUAGUAGUGAUGGUGAUGAUGAUGGUGGUGAGAAUGAUGAUCAGUGGUGGUGAUAAUAGUGAUGGUGAUGAUGGCAGUAUUGAUGGUGAUCAUGAUGGCAGUGAUGGUGUUGAUGGUUGUGAAAAUGAUGAUCAGUGGUGGUGAUGAUGGUAAAUGUACUGGAUAUAUUUUCUUCUGUUAUUCCAGGAUCUGACAAAAUACCUCCAGUCAAAAUCACUGAAAGACUCCAAAGAAACUCUGGAACACAUUAUUUCUUUACUUGUGGAUCUCACAAGGAUAGAACCUUCAGUUGUUGAAGAAUUUGAGACCAGCGAGACAAGGUAUCUCUUAUAUCAAUGCAAUAUCAAUACAAUACGAUAUCAAUAGCAUACUUUAUGGUCUGACUACAAUUGCCUCUUACUUUCUCAAUAUAUUUUACUGCAGAAUGACAUCAAGUUCAAAGAAAUCGCUCAGUGCACUCGUUUAUAGGGUGAGUUGACAAAAGGAAUCGUCUUUAGACCGAAGCAGGUGUUAAACUGUGGCAGGAUCAGCAAGGGCCGAGAGAUUCUAGGGGUUAGAGAGAUUCUAGGGGGGGGGGGUAACCCACCUAACACUCCCUCCCCACCACCAGUAAAUCCGCUCAUGAGGAUCAACCUACUAGAUUAGCUGCACUAUAUUCCUUGUCUGAAGAGUCUGAUUACCCUUCAGUAUCUUAUGUGUAUGUCACUUUCAGGCUCUACAAAUUAUUGCUUUACCUCUACAUGGAGAGGUUGGACACAGUCUGCGACAGGUAUGAUGUAUUUUACGAUUCCUAAGUGACACUGACUGGACUAAUUUCAUCCAGCUUCUCAAGUAGAAGGGAUGAAAAAGUCAUUAUUUUAUAACUCAUUCUUUUUUACUGUUUUCUCUCAUUUCUGUAGAUCUUCAGACAUCUUCUUUGCAACAUUAUGUCGACCUAUAAGAACGCAUCUUCAGCGUCCAGUUCUUCAAUUUCUCAAGCGAAACAAGUUGUAAGGGACAAUGCUGUUAACUUUACUUGGUGAGUAUUUUAUACCAAGUGCAAACGAAUUUAUCCGAGUGCAAACGAAUAAAGGGCCUUGAAACUUUGAAGUGGUUAUAAUCUUUCUAGGCUGAGUUCAGACCCAAACUUAUAACCACGAGAGCUUUAUAUUGUAGAAUAUACAGUACUACCUACAGUACACUAGACCACCACGUUUGAGAUAUCUUUUCACGUAGUUCAGACACAAACCACGACAGCUUAUUGUAGAAUACUACAGUACCUACACUGGACCACCACGUUUGAGAUAUCUUUGUCAGGUAGUUCAGACAUAAACCACGACAGCUUAUUGUAGAAUACUACCUACACUGGAUCACCACGUUUAAGAUAUCUUUUUCAGGUAGUUCAGACACAAACCACGACAGCUUAGUGUAGAAUACUACCUACACUGGACCACUACGUUUGAGAGAUCUUUUUCAGGUAGUUCAGACACAAACCACGACAGCUUAUUGUAGAAUACUACCUACACUGGACCACCACGUUUAGAUAUCUUUUUCAGAUAGUUCAGACACAAACCACGACAGCUUAGUGUAGAAUACUACUGGACCACAACGUUUAAGAGAUCUUUGUCAGGUAGUUCAGACACAAACCACAACAGCUUAUUGUAGAGUACUAUACCUACACCGCGUGGAUCCGCUAUGUUUGGGAAUCAUACCUGAGUACAUUUUUUUUUAAGUCACAUCGUGGAGGAAAAUGAAGAAGAAGCGUUGCCUGCUGUAAGAGUCCUCGUUCAACAUUUAUGUAUGAAGGUGCCAGAUCAAGCCGAGUUUAGAAAUUCUGUAGGAAGGGUAAUGUUAUUUUAUUCUAUUGUAUUCGAGAUUGUCGUGCACCGAAAUUGAAGUUCAUCACAAUAUGUCGCAUCAUAACAGUCCUAGUCAUGGUUUCUGACUAUAAAGUACAACUGUUUUUGGCAAACCUUAUAGCCAGGGUUUGUCUUUCAUUGUUUUGAAAUCGAGAGAUCUAUUCUCCAUUCCUAUUCUUAUUUUAUUCUUGAUGAAUUGUUAAUUUCAGGCUAUAACUGUAAUCCUGGAAUGCUUUUCUAAUGAGAGUCUGGCUGACAUUGUAGCAUGGAUUACCAAGUACUCGAAAAAUUCAAAGGUAUAGAACUGUUUCUUACAAUGGAAAUUUAAGUACACUGCACGGCUGAUACGAAUAUUCAUUAUUUCAGAUAGGUUAUCGGGUUUUCGCACUGGAUUUGAUUUUGAAAAUUCUAACAAAUACACAAGGUAUACAUUUUAUUUUUCGUCUGUCUGCAUAACAGUAACAUAAACUGAACUACCUUAAACUGACUUUAUUUAGCACAACAUCAGUCGAGAUUUUCUUAUCUGGAUUUACUCCAACUCAUUGUGUCGAGGUGUUCUGAUAAGGCUCCAACGUAAGUCCAUGUAUAUAUUAGUCUUUUUACCAAUAUAAGUAAAGUUAGUUUGGUUUAGGUUUCCUCUUGUAGUAACAGUGUAACCAAGUAGUUUCCUCCUGGAGUAACACUGGACCGAUAUAAGCAUGGCUAGUACUGAUUCUCUAGGAAGAAGAGUUUAGAACUGAUACCCAAUUACUGCAUGUAUGAAUGUAGGUCAAGUAUACACUAACGAACUAUACUCAUUACAUAAAACAUUAGCACAGUGUAAGACUGUGUAAUACAUUUUUUCUUUUCAGAGUACGUGCGAAAGCUCUGUGCCACCUAGCACAAUGUAUUUGUUCGGCGAACGACGUAAUUACGGCAGCUGUAAAGAAACUUUUAACAAUGCCACUUACCAAUGGAAGCAUGGAAGAACACACAACGCCUGGGUUGGCUGCGCAAGAAGGUACUAAACAAUGCGAUGCGUAAAGUCCUGGAUUCCUAGAGAUGUUGGUGACAGUGUGAUUAUUAGCCAAGUACCCGUGUCUUUGACCUCUGUGACCUGGGUUUAAAACCACGGUCAAACAAGGAUAAGAGUUGAGAAGCGAGAGUUUACAUGAGAGUUUUCUCAACUCUCAUGCCCCGGUCAAACGAGAACAAGAGUUGCAUGAGAGUUGAGAAGCGAGAGUUUGCAUGAGAGUUUUCUCAACUCUCAUGUCCUGGUCAAACGAGAACAAGAGUUGCAUGCGAGUUGAUGAGAGUUGAGAAGCGAGAGUUUGCAUGAGAGUUGAGAUGCCAGUGUUUGCAUGAGAGUUGAGAAGCGAGAGUUUGCGUAAGAGUUAUAAUGACAGUUGAAUGGAUAUUACCGGUCAAAAACUCUCAUCAACUCUCAUCAAAAUUUGAACCAGCUCAAACUUGAUGAGAGUGCAUGACAGUUGGCGGUCAAACACGAGCAAGAGUUGCAACUCUCAGAAACUCUUAUCCUCAUUUGCCCGGUGCUUCAUACCCGAAAUUUCGUUCAUUUCAGCCUCUCAAGAUCAAACUGUGUCGGCGAUGAUCAGACGUAGAGUAUCAGAUGGAAAAGUCGUCGUACGAAAAGCUGCUAUUCAGGUGUGUAGGAUGUACACAGGGUUUAUUGCUAUUAAAGAAAGUAUCGUGAAAGUAUUCUUGAACUGUCUUUGCCAAGUAGUGCCAAUAAAAUGAACAAGCUUUCGUUGAUAGGAAUGCAACUACCUGCAGUCCUUGAAACUCAGGUCGGCAUUCGGCAACGCCGACCUAAAUGCCGACCUGCAAAGCGAUAUAUGUAGAUUUAGGUCGGCAAAAUUUUGCCGACCUACUUUCAAAUACGUCUCGGCAUUUUUUCCGCGAACGCAUCUUUCACAUACGCAUUUUCAACGAGCUUGGGUAGUAGUCACAUUGCAGUUUCAUUGUUGAAAACUUUGAAAAGUAAACAUACGAGUUAAAAUCGUUGCGCUUCAAGAUUUAAGCGAAAGUAGGCAUGGUAAUAAAGUAAUCACAACAUGCAUGCACUGUUCGAUUGGAGUUCAUACAUUUUGUUUGUUGUUUUGUUUGCUAUAUUGGCAUUGAUUGCAAUUAAUUGCUGUUUAUAAAUACACAUAUUUGCAGCAAGCAAAUUAAAUUUUCAUUUGGAUAUUUUCUAUUUGUUUGAAAAUAUUUGCCGACCUAGGUUGAGAAUUAUCGCUUUUAGAUCGGCAAUUUUUUGCCGACCUGAAAUUUUGGGAGUUUCAAGGACUGCUACCUGAAAAUGUAUAAGGAGAAUUUUUUUAUAUAUUUUCAGGUAGUUGCAUGCCUUCCGACGAAAGCUUGUUCAUGAAAGUGUUGCCGUUAACUAUUUCAUUUCUUUAGGUUCUUGAGAGCAUAAUAAGAAUGAAUAGUGCCACACUAUGUAAAAAGGUAAAAAGUGCUAAACCAGUUUAGAACUCGGUCAAUUUGUUAACUUGCAGAAAAUUUUGGGAGAUUAAACUACUACACUUUUCAUAUUUGGUCUAUUCAGCAACCCUAGUCUGUUACUUGCCACAAACAUAAGGAUCGUCGCAUUGUCAUUCUUUUGCGCUCUAAUUUUUUUAAAUUACUUAAUUACCUAAUUUUUAAAAAUUACUUUAAAUUUUAAAUAUACUCGCAGAAAAUGUUACAUAUUUUUAGUUGUUAGAUAAAAAUAUUUUCGCCCUGUGGAACUCGCAUCGCAGUUUUCAGAACUCCAUUGAAUGAAUUUUAUGUGUGGUUUUGUCUUAGGAUUUGGACACACUCCAUGACAGGACGAUGGACCCAGCAUUGUCAGUGCGCAAACAAGCGAUGGUAUCCAUAACUGCUUUGUUAACUGAGAAUCCAGAUUCAUCCCUAUUGCACGGGUAAGAAUAGCAUGCUUCAGAAUUGGACCUCGUGGUAAAUCCAUCUCUGUUAUUUGUAAUAUAUUUACGAUCUCUGUUAUUUGUAAUAUAUAAAUAUGUUUUAUAUUUCUGUAGUAUCUGGCUGGACGCCAUCUUGCCUCUGGUGGUAGAUCGUGAGACAACAGCACAGGAGAAAUGCUUGAGUGUGCUGGAGGAAAUUAUUUUGCACCAUAUUGCUCUGGAGAGAGGAACACAGAAUGAAGAUCAAGUGUUGUCUUGGAAGUUGUUACAGUUGAUAGCAGGGAUAUCUGGGCAGGAGUUAAGGUACGAUGAUGGUGGUGGUGAUGAUGGUGGUGAUGAUGGUAGUGUUGUUGAUGAUGGUGAUAGUGGUGGUGAUGGUAGCGGUGGCGAUGGUAGUGGUGAUAGUGAUAAUGUUGAUGAUGGUGGUGAUAAUGGUGAUAGUAGUAAUGGUGGUAAUGAUGAUGGUGUUGUUGUUGAUGAUGGUGGGAAUUGGUAUGGUUGUGAUGGUGGUGAUCGUGAUGGUGAUGGUGGUGGUGAUGGUAGUGACGAUGGUUAUGAUGGUGACAGUGGUGAUGGUGAUAGUAGUGAUGAUGGUGGUGAUGAUGGUGGUGAUCGUGAUGGUAGUGAUGAUGGUGGUGAUGAUGGUGGUGAUCGUGAUGGUAGUGAUGAUGGUUAUGAUGGUGACAGUGGUGAUGGUGGUGGUGGUGGUGCCAAUGACAGUAAUGGCUUGAUGAUAAUGAUGAUAUCCUUCUUCAAUCCUCAAUUCAGGAAUAAGAACUUUCUUUACAUGAUGUGUUUUCCUUUCCAGACAUUAUUUUCAGAAGGUUUGUUAUCACUGGGCGAAGCAAGGAAAGUUUACUCCAGCCAAAAUCAAAGCAAUCAUGAGUCAUACAAUAAACGCAAAUGCUUCAGCUGCGUGGCUAUUGCUGUCUGAAAUAUCUGCAUUCAAACCAAAGUUGGACCACAAGAAGAUUAUCGAGUGCUGUAAUGAAUAUAUAUCUGAGGGUUAGUAUUGAUCACUAUUGUAAACUAGCAAAGGUGCUUUACGGUUACCUCGAUUUUUGCAGGAUGCAGUUGAUAAUUUCUUCUCAAUCACACGUACGAAAAUGCUUUUAAUAUUACUGUGCCAAAAAACAGCUUCCUGUAACACUGGAUCAAUAAGAGAUGGUCCUUCCUGAACAGUUUAGAACUGAUAGAGCUAUCCAGUAUAAAUAAAAUUAGUUCAGUUUAGGUUUCCUCUUGUAGUAACACUGGAUCAAUAAGAGAUGAUCCUUACUGGACCUCUAGUGAGAACAGUUUAGAACUGAUAGAGCUAUCCAGUAUAAAUAAAGUUAGUUUAGUUUCGGUUUCCUCUUGUAGUAACACUGGAUCAAUAAGAGAUGAUCCUUACUGGACCUCUAGUGAGAACAGUUUAAAACUGAUAGAGCUAUCCAGUAUAAAUAAAGUUAGUUUAGUUUCGGUUUCCUCUUGUAGUAACACUGGAUCAAUAAGAGAUGACCCGCACUGGACCUUUAGGGAGAACGGUUUAAAACUGAUAAAGCUAUCCAGUUAGGAACAUUGCCUUUGUGCAUAAAAAUAUUAUGCUAUUCUAUUUUUUAGGCAAUGAAGAGUUGUUAUGCCGUGUUCUUAAAGUGAUUGAAAAUAUUGCUGCUGAUAUUCCUGUUGAUAUUAAAGAGGAUUUAACAGGUAUAAUCCCUUACGUUUAGAUUUCAGUUGCAUCAAGCAGUAUUUUCCUGCCAGUAGAAUAAAUAUGACAAAAACUGUAUAUUUUUGUAGACAAAUUACAAGGACAGUUGACAACAUUCAAAUGUUCUCCUGAUGUCAUUGUUGGAAGCAUGAAUGCUCUUUUUAAGGUAUUUUUAAUAUUUUUGAAAACAUAAUAUACAAUGUUUAGGACAUUUUUCAGUAAAUAACAUUACUCAAUUAUAUCUGUUGCUUUAGCUUUGUGAUUCUCUGUCUGAAGGCAAUGUAAGUUUGUUGUCAAUUUGAGAAAUUGUUUCCUAUUGUUACUUUCUUUGCUUGUCUUUAAUGAUAUAUUAUUUCUUUGUGUAGAAACAGAUUGAUACGUGGUGUGCCGACUUGUUGAAAACAUCCGAGACAUAUUUGUCGGGAGUCGUAUUGAACCCUGACUCGGGUAAAAAGAUUUUAUUUAAUUGCUCAAAACAAUACCACAGAAUGUAGUACAAUGUAAUAUUGUUGAAGGGACCUGUAUAUGAAAAUUUCCAGUGGAAUUUUUUAUACAGAUCUAACGAAUUUUUUAUACAGAUCUAACGAGGUACAGUUACAAAAAAUGCUACUAUAGACCCAUUGCACUGACGUCGCAAAUCCUUAGAGUGUCCUCCAGAUGCUCCCUAACAAUAUCUGUUCGGGUACAACAACCACAUACAGCGCAAAAAUUAACCAUUUUACAAAAUUAUUAUAAAGUUUUACAAAAUUAGCUUUGUUUACAAAAGUUAUAUUAUGCAUAGAUUGCUAAUUAUUUGUCUUCCAGAUGCAUCUUCACCGGCGCUGUGACGUCAUGUGCAAUGGGUCCAUAGGCCUUCUGGUGUGAAUCGAAGCUGCAGCCCUGCAAUUCCAGUACAGCGCUCUAACCAACUGAGCUACAGAGAGACAGUUGUCAAGCUCUAACCAACUGAGCUACAGAGAGACAGUUGUCAAGCUCUAACCAUCUGAGCUACAGAGAGACAGUUGUGGAGCUCUAACCAACUGCGCUACAGAGAGACAGUUGUCGAGCUCUAACCAACUGAGCUACAGAGAAACAGUUGUCGAGCUCUAACCACAAGUUCAUGUAUAAAUACUGAGGUGAUGUCAGUGUAUGGGUAAAUAUCAGCUCGACAACUGUCUCUCUGUAGCUAUGGUAUACAGUACUGUACAGUUCAAUACAUAGAUAAUGUUUUUUAAGGCAAUCAAGUCGACGAAGAAGCAAUUGUCAAACAUUUAUUUACAAUUGGAGAAGUUGCUUUGGUAUGUUUUGUAGUGUCAACUGACGUCCAUAGAAGAUAUGGUAUACUGUACUGCACUACGUUCUAACAAAAACAACCGGUAUCUUAAUACAUAUUUUGUUUACUAGUUGUGUCCCAGAAAUACAAACAAAAGACUGUAUUUAGUUGUUCAAUCUAUGAUCAUAACUCCGCCUCAGGAAAAUGGUAUGCGAUUCUCUGUAUUACGAUUUUUUGUUUGAGAAACUGACACAGACCUGUCAGUCUGCCAUCUCAUAGCCUGUUUUGCAGACUGAGUUAGGUCAAUGGACACAUGUUAGCAGUCCUCGCAUCGUUUUCUAUAAUUUUUUUUGGUAGCUUCAGCAAAAUCUGCUCCAGUAUCUUUGCAAAGAUGUUCUUUAUCUCUCUCACCAACAGUAAAAGCACACGCUUUUAUCACUCUUGGUAGGUUAUAAAAUUACCUACAUUGGUUUUACUGUAAUUCCAUCUAUAUCCACUGUUGUUACUUCAUCACCACCAUUAUCACCACUAUCAUUGUCACCACCAUCGUCAUCAAUAUCAUCACCACCAUCAUCACCAAUAUUAUCAACCAUCAUCAUCGCCACCACUAUCACCAUCAUCAACCACCACCAUCAUCAUCACCACCAUCAUCAUCACCACCAUUAUUAUCACCAGUCACCACCACAUUAUCAUCAUCAUCGCCACCACCAUUAUCAACCAACAUCACCCAUCACCAUCAUCACCAUGACCAACAUCAAUUUAAACAACAGUACCUCUAUGCAAAACACCAAUUGAUCCACCACAUUAUGUAGGUAAACUGUGUUUACAAAAUGAAAUGCUUGCCAAAGACUGCAUUGCUGCUCUGACGAAGGAACUGGAGACCUCGCAAGAUCCUGCUGUCAGGAACAACAUUACUGUCGUUCUUUGUGAUCUGUGCGUAAGGUACGAACACUUGAACUGAACUAACUCAAGAGCCGAGACUUACUUUAAACUGGAUCUCAACUGUUCUCCCUAGAGCUUCAGUAAGGAUUUUCCUUUACUGAUUGAAACUGAAGUAGCCGUAGAACACUUGCGGUACUGGUGGAGUCAAACUUGAUUCUGACGAUGAACAACUGCAUAUUGCAGAAUCACAUCUGUGAUAACAGCUUGAAAGAUGGAAUCUUUGUCACACAGAAGAGUGUUUCACGGGGUGUUUUUUCUUCAUUUGCUUAGGUACACAAAUCUUGUUGAUCGUUAUAUUCCAAACAUUGCAAGAGGACUGAGAGAUAAAGAACCUCUUAUACGAAGACAAACUUUGACUUUGCUUACACAUUUGCUGCAGGUAUGCACUUCUAAUAAACUAAACUAUACUGUAAUUUUAUUUAUACUGGAUAGCUCUAUCAGUUUUGAACUACUCUCCCCAGAGACACAGUAAGGAUUAUCUCUUAUUGAUCCAGUGUUACUACAGAAGGAAACGUAAACUAAACUAACUUUAUUUAUACUCGAUAGUUCUAUCAGUUCUAAACUGUUCUUCCUAGAGGUCCAGUAAGGAUCAUCUCUUACUGAUUCAGUUUACUACAGGAGGAAACCUAAACUAAACUAACUUUAUUUAUACCGGAUACUCUAUCAGUUCUAAGCUAUUGGAUCAUCACUCAGUGUUACUACAGGAGGAUUAAACCUAAACUAAACUAACUUUAUUUAUACCGGUACUCUAUCAGUUCUGAACUAUUCUUCCAGUGUUACUACAGAAGGAAACCAAAGCUACACUAACAGUAACUUUAUUUUAAUAUACUAUUAACUUGAUCAGUUCUAAACUGUUCUUCCUGAAGGCAGUGUAGUCCAGAAAGGGCUGGAAGCACUCUUCUCACAUAAAGCUUCUACCUUAACAGGAAGACUAUGUGAAAUGGAAAGGUUCCUUGUUCUUUCGGUUUGUCACAGCUUUGGUUGACGAAGAUAUACAGAUCAGGAAGUUCGGUAAGAGAGUUAUGUAUUAGUAAUAUAACACUUUUGAAGUUCUGUUGUUUUAAUGUUUUAUUUUUCAUUUCUAGCUGAUUUCUGCCUGGUUCAUUUGCUGUUGUCCAGGCAUCCUGGCAUGUUUCAUCAGCACUUCAUCGAAGCUAUUUUCCAUUUUAAUGCUUUUGAUAAACAUAAAGGUUUGAGAAAUUCUAUAGCUGCAUUUAAUAGAGUACUAUCGUGCAGCAAAUGUGGUCAAUCUGCUGUUAUGAGAGUGAAAAAAUAAUGUUGAUGGAAAGCUGUGUAUCCUUCUUUUAGUGUAUAACCAGUUUUAUCAAACGGACAAGGAAAAGGAACUGUUCUCAUUGAAAGGCCAGGCUAAAGCAAGGUAAAUCGUGAUCGGUAAACAUCGUUUUCAAACGAGCAGUCCACUAUUUCGUUUCCUGUUUCCUCCUGUGGUAACAUUUUCGUCUCCAUAUUCGCAAUUCUCUUAUCCAUAUUCGCCAUUCUCUUCUCCAUAUUCGCCAAAGUUUUCGUUAUUUCUCCACAUGACUAUACAUGAGUGGCAUUUGAGCUUUCGGAAUUCGCACUGUUCACUUUUAUGGUGAAUGAGAUCGCGCUUUAUUAAUAUUUCUUCGUACUCUAGUAAACGAAUGGCCAUCUACAAGUUUCUUCUUGAACACACCACUGAUGAACAACGAUUUAACUUGACUGGAAAACUUUGCCAAGAGGU